CUUCUGUAUGUUAUGGUGACUCUCGCAUUUAAUGAAUUCGAGCCAACCUACAAAUAGUAGUUGGCCACACUGACACAUUGCGGGAUAAACAAAACAGACAAGAGAAAUCGGAAAAUGACAAUAAGGGGGAAGGAGUGUGAAUUUAGAAACUUUCUCGUAUUCUUGUUGAAGUGAACUUACUGCAUUAAAUGUUAUUCCAUAGUGAAUUAAACUUAACAAACACAUUGUUUGUUCACUAUGAACGUCUGUCGUGGCUACAAUUUGUAUGGCGAAAUCGUUAGUCUGUGUACAAGCCGAAGUACAACACAGAAAUUUUCUGUUAGAGCUUUCCGAACCUCUACAAACAAGCAAUCAAGAUGGCCAUCAAGAAACGGAAGAAAAAUUCACCAAACAGAAGGUCCUGGGAAUGCUUCUUUUGAAGGACUGAAGAUAGACAGUGGACCUAUACCUUUGUCACGUUUGUGGAAACCAUUGGGAUUUACUAUAGCUUUUAGUUCUGCAAGUUUUGCUGGUGCAGCAAUCUGGCAAUAUGAAAACAUGCGUGCUCAUGCUGCAGAAAUGUUGAAACAUCCUUUUGGAUGGGUUCAAGAAAGAGUGUUUGAAAGCAGAAAAAAGUUCCGAUGGCGACAGGAGCUAAAUGAUUGGUGGAAUAGACUCUCGCAGGGGGAAAAGCUGUUUGUUCCCAUCUGCUUUGCUAAUGUGUUGGUCUUUUGUGCAUGGAGGAUACCUCAGUUCCAGGGCACAAUGGUGCGCUACUUUUGCUCCAAUCCAGCAUCUCGUGCACUAUGCUGGCCAAUGUUUUUAUCAACCUUCAGCCACUAUUCUGCAUUUCAUCUUCUUGCAAAUAUGUAUGUUCUACACAGCUUCUCUACAGGAGCUGUUGCAGCACUCGGAAAAGAGCAAUUCUUAGGUCUCUAUUUGAGUGCAGGAGUCAUCUCGUCAAUGGCAAGCUAUAUUUAUAAAGCAGUUACCAGUCAACCAGGACUUUCAUUAGGAGCGUCUGGGGCAAUAAUGGCAAUCCUCAGUUUUGUAUGUACGCAGUACCCGGAAACUAGGCUCAGUAUAAUUUUCUUGCCAUUCUUCACGUUCACUGCUGGCUCGGCUAUCAAAGUAAUAAUGGCCUUAGAUGCAACAGGUGUUCUACUUGGCUGGAAGUUUUUUGACCAUGCUGCUCACCUGGGAGGAGCACUUUGUGGAAUUUUCUGGUGCUACUGGGGAAACACCUACAUUUGGAAAAAUAGAGAACCAUUACUCCAGUGGUGGCAUGCUCUACGUGGUCCACCAAAGAAGUAAGAUGCAGACUGAAAGCUGUAUCUCAAAUCUUUCCAGCUCCCAAUGUUUUCGUGUGGAUAGUCCAGACGCCUAAAUAUGUAAAUCUGGAAAAAUGUGAAUUAUAUUUUCUGAGUGUAACACAUUGUUUUAAUAUGUAAUUUAGGCAUUAAAUAUCACAAUUUUGACUUCCUUUUAUCAAGAA
This is a messenger RNA of Schistocerca serialis cubense, 1474 nucleotides long. It is a transcript of the gene rho-7, whose product is annotated as presenilins-associated rhomboid-like protein, mitochondrial. The transcript is spliced from 9 exons. Bases 238 to 1293 code for a protein of 351 amino acids. Gene Ontology annotation, molecular function: serine-type endopeptidase activity. Lineage: Eukaryota; Metazoa; Arthropoda; Insecta; Orthoptera; Acrididae. The record is from RefSeq and is a predicted model, not a curated record. Gene Ontology annotation, cellular component: membrane.